This is a messenger RNA of Orbilia oligospora ATCC 24927, 1257 nucleotides long. RefSeq lists its product as uncharacterized. Bases 1 to 1257 code for a protein of 418 amino acids. The transcript has 3 exons. The record is from RefSeq and is a predicted model, not a curated record. Lineage: Eukaryota; Fungi; Ascomycota; Orbiliomycetes; Orbiliales; Orbiliaceae.
AUGAUAGCUAUCGGCGAUGCUAUUCGCAAAGACUACGGAGAUUCGCAGAAAUCACUUGCUAGUGACGGAAGCCACAAUCAAUGGCCACGCGCUGCAAGACAAGCUUCGCAAAACAAAAAACGACGAUCUCGAGCUCUCCGUUUUCAUCAGAACAAGCUUCUAGUCCUCCGCCAAAGACUGGUCAUUCGGGCAGCGCUUACUCCGAUAGUAGGGAUAGUCAGUCAACAGGACAACAAGAUCGAUGAAUCGAAGGCAGAACCCAUGUCACACUAUUUGGCAAACCAAUUUAUUCAAGGAACCAUAUUGGAGUACAUGAACCCGGAUUCAUUGUUCUCGAGGUACCAUACUCCUGAAAAAAAGAUAGAUAACGCUUAUCUUUGGUAUGAGAGCUGGCCGCACCACUCCCAAGUUAAAGCUGGUAUUGUCAAUUCCAGAGUAUACGACGAUGGCUGCUUUACCGUUCUUGUAAAGAAUACGGGUUCGAGUGGUGAAAUCACGAAUUUUACCUGGGUUUGCUCUGUUGAGACAAAGAGAGACAUGCGCAUUUUAGAUCCAGAAUCUUUGACAAUUUCGACCGCAGGUGGCGAUUGUCAACGACUAGGACAGAAUAUCGCUGAAAUGUGGGCGACUAUCUAUCGUCGUAUUUGGACCGCAGCCGACUUUGAAACUGCUGAAGCAAUGAUUGACAGACUUAGCGACGAAAAUCUACGUGUAUUCCUUAUAAUAUUUCAGCACACUCAUUUCCAGAUUGCGACGACUCGGUUCACCAAAGAGUAUUUAAAAAGCUAUCUCGUCCCCGGCUACGAUUCCGACCUUAGUAGCGAGAACUACUACUUGACCGUGGAUUUGAGCUACCGACGAGAUGUAGCUAAGAGGACACAUCGCCGAGAUGCUAUAGUCAUGAUGGCUUCGUUGAUCGACUACUUUUACAAUGUACAUAUAAUAAACGCCUCACCGAUACUUUCUAGUACCGUCGGUGAUGGGCUUGACGGUCACCAGGCCGCUGGGUAUGACAUCGGUGGGAGCGGUGAUUUUCUACCAAGGCCCGAGGACGAAAACCCCGAUUACUUGAUGGAAGACGGCGAAGGCAGCAACGAAGAGGACUUAGCGAAUGAAGACCGAGAGAACUACGGCGGAAAUCAAAUGGAUGAAGAUUACGAUGCAGAGAGCUAUCCCCGACAUGACCUCGGAGGGAAUUUUGUGGACGAGUUAUCAUAUAUCGUUGCACCAGCCCAAACGAAAAGGAGGAAAUUAUAG